Molecule: messenger RNA, 994 nt
Organism: Mizuhopecten yessoensis (Yesso scallop)
Lineage: Eukaryota; Metazoa; Mollusca; Bivalvia; Pectinida; Pectinidae
Product: complement C1q-like protein 3
Exons: 2
Coding region: 378-929 (183 amino acids)
Molecular function (GO): protein binding
Source: RefSeq, a predicted model, not a curated record
UAUUAGAGUUCACUGUGUAAGAAACCUGCAAACAUGUUCUGUAGUACGGUUUCGGUGCUGUUGCUUCUCAAAGUUUUCUUUGUUUCAACAGAUAACGUUGUAGUGUCUGGAAGAGGGAUGACGGAGACGAGAAAUCCGGAACUAUUAAGUGAUGUAGCGGAAACUAUGAAAUAUAUUCUCCAGGAGUAUACUGAGGAGUUAGCUGUCAUGAGAAACGAGCUACAAAGUGUAAGAACUGAAAACAGUGAAAUGAAAAAUUUGAUUGCAGAGUUACAAAAGAAUAUGAGGUAUAUUUAAACCAACGUGAUGCAGAUCAAAAGAUCCUUCUCGAACAGAAUUCAAGGGAGAUAAACGUGUUAGAGACUCGAUUUGAGAAUAUGUCCUCUUCGCAUUCUCAAUCGAUAAACUCAGCGGAAGUCAUUCAAACCGGAAGUGGUAUUAAAGCUGAUCGCUUAAAGUCACGUGGUCUUCAAGAUCGUUUCAUUUUGAUGAAAACAGACGAUACAGACGAUACAUACGACACAACUCGACAAAAACUAGCUGGUUUCGAGUUUUAUGCACGACUCGGACAGAAACUUGAAGUCCAGGAACAUGAACAGACCAUAAUCUACGACGUCACUGUAACCAAUGGCGGUCUCACCUAUAACAACAAAACAGGGAUUUUUACGUGUGCUACGUCAGGCGUUUAUGUGUUCUCUUGGUCGGCCUUGGUAACUGCUGAUCAUUAUGUCGAGACCAUCCUACGUAGCAGCAAGUCGGAUCUGGGGCUGACAUACAGUGGGGGCAAAGGCUACCCAGGGUCAGGGUCACAGACAGUGGUGGUUAACCUUCACCAAGGUGAUAACGUGCAGGUUAAGGUCGGGUCAUUUACCCCGGGGUCAAUUCUUUAUGAUAUAUACACAACGUUUUCGGGAUUUCGACUUCAGUGAGCAAUAACUGUGUGUCACUUGUAUAUUGAUGAAUAAAAUUUUGAAUGAAAGUUGCUAGAAUGAUG